UUCUUUUUCUGUUGACAUAUCAUAGCUUAAAAAUAGUUAAAUGUCGUUAAUUGGACAUUUUCACUAGUAGAAUCACAAUUAAUAUUUGUUUUUUACUUAAGGAGGCAUGAGAUAGAUAGGAGAGAAAAUAGCUGUCUCUCUCUCUCUCUUAUUCCUGCAACGCUAAAAAAAUGGAGGGUGAGAGGAAGAUGGUGAGACAGGAGGAGAUAUAGGGAAACGUUUCAAAUCAGAGAUAUAAAAGAGAGACCUCCAAUUUUCAAAACAGUUUUUUUCUUUUACUUUGUUAAUUGUAAUUUUGAAUAAAAGGGAAGGGGAAGAGAGGAGGGUAAAGUAAAGAUAGGGUCGUGCGUGUCAACGAGAGGAGGUGCUGGACGAGACCACUCCGCGCCUUCGCGGAGGCUCUCGUCCCAGCACCUAAGCGGAAGCCUAACCUCUUCUUCAGCCACCGGAGAACCUUCGGAUCAAUCCGAUCUCGGGGGUGCGAAGAUGAAGGGGCUUUUCAAGUCCAAGCCUCGGACUCCGUCUGACCUCGUCCGACAGACGCGCGAUCUCUUUCUCUACGCCCAUGGUUCCAUCUCUCUGCCUGAUUCCAAACGCGACGAGAAGAUGGCGGAGCUGAGCAGGAACAUUCGUGAUAUGAAGUCGAUUCUCUAUGGGAACAGCGAGGCUGAGCCUGUUGCGGAAGCUUGUGCUCAAUUGACUCAAGAGUUCUUUAGAGAGGACACUCUUCGUCUCUUGAUUACUUGUCUCCCUAAACUCAACCUCGAGACUAGGAAAGAUGCUACACAAGUUGUUGCUAAUCUACAGAGGCAGCAAGUCAAUUCUAAGUUGAUUGCUUCUGAUUAUCUCGAAGCCAAUCUUGAUCUCAUGGAUCUUUUGAUUGAGGGCUUUGAGAACACGGACCUGGCUUUGCAUUAUGGUGCUAUGUUUAGGGAGUGCAUCCGCCAUCAGAUUGUUGCCAAAUAUGUUUUGGAGUCGGAGCAUGUGAAGAAGUUCUUCGAUUACAUACAGCUUCCUAAUUUCGACAUUGCUGCUGAUGCAGCUGCAACUUUCAAGGAACUGUUAACUAGGCAUAAGUCUACUGUUGCCGAGUUUCUCACCAACAAUGAAGACUGGUUUUUCGCAGACUACAACUCAAAGCUUCUUGAAUCAAGUAAUUAUAUAACCAGACGGCAAGCUAUCAAGUUGCUGGGUGAUAUAUUACUGGAUCGAUCAAAUUCAGCUGUGAUGACGAAAUAUGUGAGCUCAAGGGAUAACUUGAGGAUUCUCAUGAAUCUUCUGAGAGAGUCAAGCAAGAGCAUCCAGAUAGAAGCAUUCCAUGUUUUCAAGCUGUUUGUGGCGAACCAAAAGAAGCCUGCAGAUAUAGUCAACAUUCUGGUGGCAAACAGAAGCAAGCUUCUGAGAUUGUUGGCUGAUUUAAAACCAGACAAAGAGGACGAGAGGUUUGAAGCAGACAAAAGUCAGGUCUUGAGAGAAAUUGCAGCUCUUGAGCCGCAAGAUCUUGCUUGAACCAAACCAACCAACAGAAAUCAUCCUUCUUUCCCUUUUUAAACACUCAAAAGACAUUUUUGGAGCAUCAAAGUUUGUUGUUGUUUCUUUAUUAGGUAACAAAUCUCUCUCACUUUCUCUUACACACAUACACAGACGAGAUAUUUAUUUGAUUAUGUAAUCACUUGUACACAUUUCACUGUUGAUGCAAUAAAAUGGUUUUGUUAA
Messenger RNA from Brassica oleracea var. oleracea, 1716 nucleotides. Its product is annotated as putative MO25-like protein At5g47540. The transcript is spliced from 11 exons. The record is from RefSeq and is a predicted model, not a curated record. Gene Ontology annotation, biological process: intracellular signal transduction. Gene Ontology annotation, molecular function: protein serine/threonine kinase activator activity. The coding region runs from base 487 to 1509 and encodes 340 amino acids. Lineage: Eukaryota; Viridiplantae; Streptophyta; Magnoliopsida; Brassicales; Brassicaceae.